CUUUUCUCAUCUUCUAUUUGGAUAUGUAUAAUUUUGUUGAUAUCGCCAUUCUUAUUCUAUUAUUUUUUACAUUAAUAAAAAGAUAGAUAUGGAGGGAUUUUUCUUUUUUCUGUCUCUCAAUCUUGCUUGGUUUUUUUUUUUAUUAUGAAUUGUAUAUAUAAAAUUAAUAAGGAGUUCGUUAUGUAGAUCUAUGUUGAUGAGUAUUUUGUUAGACAAUCACAAAUUCUAAUGAUUAUAUUCAUAGAGUUCAGGCUCUUCAAAAAUACUACAACUCUGAUAUUUCAGAUAAGGAGAAUAUGAGCCACAAACAAGAAACCCAAAAAGAAAAGAGUAAUCCAAGAAUCCAACUCUAAUCUAAAGAAAAACCUGAACUAUAUCUCAAACUGUGCGACCAGAAAAAAGAUGGGCACUCUGGAAUUGAGAUGUUUUUCAGUGUCUCAUCUGAAAUGCAAUGCAAAAUCUACUUUGCUUGCUCCAAUCAAAUCCAUCCCCAUUACAAGAUCUAUUAAAAGCUCUUCCUCCAACAGAUUUUCCAGAGGGAAAAUCAGGGCAGUUGGAACAAUCCCUGAAAGCCAACCUGCAGAAACUACUUCCCAAGAACCUCCUCAAAUCAACUUAGCAUUUGUUAGUUCAGUUUUGCUGCCGGAUGGGACGCCGGACGUGCAAUGUCGGACGGCUAGGGGAGGACAGAAACUCAGAGACAUUAUGCUUGAUUCUAACGUUGAGCUGUAUGGACCAUAUGGAAGGCCUUUGCUAAAUUGUGGAGGAGGAGGAACGUGUGCCACUUGCAUGGUUGAGAUUGUGGAAGGAAGAGAGCUAUUAAGCCCUCGGACAGACAAAGAGAAGGAAAAACUGAAACGGAAGCCCAGAAAUUGGAGACUUGCUUGUCAAACCACGGUUGGGACACCAGAUUCAACUGGAACGGUUCGUAUUCAACCUAUGCCAAAACUAACUCAUUUUAUCAUUUUUCAUACCACUCUUAGUUCUCAAACCAAAAAAAAAAUCAUAAUACAUACUGCAUUUUAGGCUUAGUCAAAAUAAAAUAUAACACCAUUCAGGCCCAAAAAUGGAUACUGGAGACUGCCUAUAUAGACUCAAAUCACAUUAGCCCAUAGCUUCCUUGUUGCCCUUGGUCCAACAAUUAAUCAGGCCUAAAUAUUGGAUGACAAAUGCUAGGUCAUAACUGUCAUAAGCAAUUACUCAUUUCUCUUUUUUAUUAAUUGUGUGUGUGUGUGUGUGUGUGUUUUUUUUUUUGGUUUAACUCAAUUACUCCAUUUCCAUCCAACCAUAUUACAAGACACAA
This is a messenger RNA of Oldenlandia corymbosa var. corymbosa, 1303 nucleotides long. NCBI's taxonomy places the organism in Eukaryota, Viridiplantae, Streptophyta, Magnoliopsida, Gentianales, Rubiaceae. The record is from the annotation of a GenBank genome assembly.